UUUAAAAAAACAAACUGAUGGUGUCAUGUUACAUCCUCGACCCGCCCAUCCUAUCAGACUAGUGCUCUGUCAGGUUUGCGUUUUAUCUUGAAACCAGAACGCAACACUCGGAAGACGGCGAUAUGGCAGCACGGCGCUUCUACGACCUCUCAGCUCGACUGCUGUCAGGAGAAACCUUCCGAUUCUCGGCGCUGCGGGGAAAAGUUGUUCUCAUCGAGAAUGUUGCGUCUCUCUGAGGAACAACAACCAGGGAUUACACCCAGAUGAACGAGCUCCACUCCCGAUAUGCUUCGGAUGGUCUCGUUAUCCUGGGUGUUCCCUGUAACCAGUUCGGACAUCAGGAGAAUAGCAACAAUGAUGAAAUCUUAAGGUCUCUGAAGUAUCUCCGUCCUGGAAAUGACUUCCAACCAAAGUUCCAGCUGUUAGAGAAGGUACAAGUCAACGGAAAGGACGCCCACCCUUUGUUUGUCUACUUGAAGGAAAAGCUCCCGUUCCCCUGUGACAAUUCUAUGGCACUGAUGUCUGAUCCGAAGUCCAUCAUCUGGAGUCCUGUUUGUAGAAAUGAUGUGUCCUGGAACUUUGAGAAGUUCCUUGUCGGCCCUGAUGGCGAGCCUUACAAGCGCUAUAGCAGAAGUUUUCUUACCAUUGACCUUGAGAAAGAUAUUAAGGAGUUACUCCAAAGUGCGAAGUCAUAAUGCGAAGACGGUCACAUUGUCAUUUCACAUUCUCCUCAAAAGCAAAUCUAAGAUAUAUUCUGUGUCUGUGGCAAGAAGAAACUAAAUCUUUUAGUUUCAAUUGUAUUUAAUGUAGAUGAGUUGAACCCCUAUAUCUAGCACUUUUGAACAAAAACAAAGGCACUCAUAUUGCUAUACAGUCAGUUUACCCAAUGAUGGUGCUUCUGUAAACAUUUCUAUGUGAGGAGUGCUUGAUGAAAAUGUAAAUGUCUGUAUUUGCUUCAUGUGUUCACCAAUGAAAAUGUAUUUUGCGCAUCCAUGUUAGAGAAAAAUAAAGUAUA
Messenger RNA from Synchiropus splendidus (mandarinfish), 1015 nucleotides. RefSeq names its product glutathione peroxidase 1a (gene gpx1a). The transcript has 2 exons. NCBI's taxonomy places the organism in Eukaryota, Metazoa, Chordata, Actinopteri, Syngnathiformes, Callionymidae. Gene Ontology annotation, molecular function: glutathione peroxidase activity. Gene Ontology annotation, biological process: glutathione metabolic process; response to hydrogen peroxide; hydrogen peroxide catabolic process. The record is from RefSeq and is a predicted model, not a curated record. Gene Ontology annotation, cellular component: cytosol; mitochondrion.